This is a messenger RNA of Actinia tenebrosa (Australian red waratah sea anemone), 659 nucleotides long. RefSeq lists its product as uncharacterized. NCBI's taxonomy places the organism in Eukaryota, Metazoa, Cnidaria, Anthozoa, Actiniaria, Actiniidae. The record is from RefSeq and is a predicted model, not a curated record.
CUCCGUAAAAAUCAACUUCUAAAUUCACCAUCUUCGCUUGAUCUAAACUGGGUCCGACCCCAAUAUCUAAAUUUAGAUCUUUGGGUCGGACCCUCUUCAGACUGUACUCUAAACCAACUGAAGUGGAACAUGGUUCAAUUGUUUUAUUUUAGCCAAUCAAAUCAUUUAAAUGAAUGUGCGAAAGCUCUAGCMAGUCAAGCAAGCUUYGCCAGUCAGAUGAAGGUUAUUUCGUAUUUCACUAUUGCCGUGUUAAUAGCUGAAUUGUAAGACUCUUUCGAUUACAUAAAUUUCGAAUCAAGUUUUAAACGAAUUUCUGUUAACAAUGAGUGGUCGGCAAAGAUAUCAAAAGAUAACAGACCAGCAACGAACUAUUUUAAUGCGUUUUUACAACAACGGCAUGACAAGUAAGGCUGCCGCUUAUCAAGAACAAGUUAAACGCGCAGCAGGAGAAUCCAAUCUUGACGAAGAAAGAGUAAAGAAAUGGAUAGGUAAUGAAACAUCCAAACGUAAAAGAGGGGCCAGUUGUAUACAGCUCGAACAGUCAUCGACAGGAAYGCCGGACGCGAGUACUCCACCACAACCACCCAAAAGAAAAGCUCCUAGCUUUAUAAAAKGCCCAAAUUGCUACAACGCAUUUUGUGCUGAAUUUUUWAAGUCUG